Molecule: messenger RNA, 1134 nt
Organism: Linepithema humile (Argentine ant)
Lineage: Eukaryota; Metazoa; Arthropoda; Insecta; Hymenoptera; Formicidae
Gene: Syx8
Product: syntaxin 8
Biological process (GO): intracellular protein transport; vesicle fusion
Cellular component (GO): membrane; endomembrane system; SNARE complex
Molecular function (GO): SNAP receptor activity; SNARE binding
Source: RefSeq, a predicted model, not a curated record
UGACAAUACACGAUUUUGAGGUUACUUAAAUAUCUGGAUUAUUGUGUGCACAAUUCUGGUUUAUUUUGAUAUUAUGAAAUGUUUUUUUAUUUACGAAAUACUGCUAUGUUGUAUGGUGUAGAAAUUUUUUCUGCUACUUGAACAGAUAACUGUUAUUAAGAAGAUGUUUUCUGUAACGUGUGAUGACGUAUAAAAUAUUUGUUAUGAUAUUAUAUUCCUUUGUGUGAUAAAAUACAUAUAUUUAUAUAAACAGACACAAAAAUGGCACUCGUCAACAUUGAAGGCAUCGAUCCUUGGCUCAUGGAAUAUGAUGCAUGUGAGAAAUUGUUCCGUGAAAUUAUGGAACAACUCACUAUGCGCGAUGGAGAACUAAAGACAUCGAAAACUUAUGCUAGCUUAUCAGCCAAUAUAAGGUUACGUAUGAAGCAGUAUACAAGAGAAGUCCAACAAUUAAAGAGCAAAGUGGAUGAAGCUUCUAAAUCAAGAACAAUAACGUUUGAAGAAGCUGAGCGAAGAACAAGGCAAGUGGAACAGUUGCAAAGUAAGGAUAUUCAGUUACAAAAAUUGUAUGAUCCACGUACAACUGAUUAUGCAUCAUCGCGUGCUAAUCUAUUAAGAGCAAGCUCAUCAGUUUUUGCCGAUGGUGGUACAACUUCUUGGGCUGCUGACGAUGAUGACGAGAGACCGUUGGAUGUACAAGUGUCUGUUACUGAUCUUAUGAGUCAUCAAGAACGUGUAUUAAAGGAACAAGACAAAGGUUUAGAUGAACUAUGUAAAGUGAUAGCUCGCCAAAAAGAAAUUGGGCAAACUAUUAGCAGUGAAGUGAAUCACCAAAAUGAAAUAAUUGAUGAUUUGGCUGAUCAUAUGGACAGAACUGAUGAAUCUUUGAUCAACAAAACUCAACAAGUCCGUAAUAUACAUUCCAAAGAUCGUACAUGUGCUUAUUGGGUGGUGAUAGUUUUACUUUUUAUCGCUAUUGUUGCUGUUGCUUUAGUUUAAAUUAGUUUAUAAUCGAAUGGAUUAUUUCAAUUCUGUUAAAUUAUAUGUAUAUCUAAAAUGCUUUAAUUAGAGAGGUUGCGCAAUUUAUAAAUAAAAAAUGUAACAUUAACUUUAAAAUAACGACAUCUUUCUUAA